AACUUUGGGACUUUGUGGCACUGAGACUUUGAGACUUUGUGGCACUGAGACUUUGAGACUUUCAGACUUUCAAACUUUGUGGCACUGAGGCUUUAAUACUUUUAGACUUUCAGACGUUGAAACAUUGAGGCUUUGAUACUUCUAAACUUUGAGACAUUGAGAUAUUGAGACUUUGAUUCUCUAAACUUCUUAAAUAUUCAAAUUUUAGAUCUUUAGAACUCUUAAAUAUUGGAAAUCUAGAGCUCUGGAAACUUAAAACUGUAAAACUUGUACACUCUCAGAUUUUUGGACUCACAGUUCUCUCCUCAUUCUCUCCAUCACAGAUUUGUAACCUUCUGAAUUUGAAAAAAUUUUGGAAUUUGGUAACUUUGGAAUUUUUUCAGUUCAGAUUCCUAGAACUCCCGGACUUCGAGACUUAGAGAUUUUAAGAUUUUGAUAUGUUGGAACAUUACAAAUUUUGGAUAUAACGAUUUUGACACUCUGAGUCUUUCGAGUAUUAAACUUUAAUGACUUUGGAACUAUCAUACUAUGUGCACAUCGAUAUUUUGGGCCUCCACGAUUAUUGGAUAUUGAAAUUGUAAGACUUCCAAUUUAAAUUCCUCUGAAUUAAAAAUCCAGGCUCAUCCUACUCCCCAGAAUCAGCAGGGCGUCCAUCGCUUUGAUGACGCACCUAUAGACUGCGUAACGUGAUUCAAAGAGCAAAAAAGCGUGUAUCUCUCAAGAAUAUUCUCCGCACUAUUCCCAUUCGAACUGUCUACAACAAAGUUUUCCAGUUGCAUCCAUAAUUUCAUCGCAAACGUUAUGGAUUAUCGAACAAGUAAUUACGGUUAGUAGUUAAUAAUGCAUUCUCGAAGGUGUCUGACAGGUGAUUUAAUUGAGAGGCCCGAUAUUCCGUCGUCCAAUGAGAGGCAGCCGUCAGCCGGUAUACGCCCAUGAGACAUGUUCAACCUUCGAUUUAACAUCAGCCUGUAAUUAUAGAAAAGUAUAGUGCGUUCGGGUCGCACCUCUGUUGCUCUGGUUUCUUAUCUUAAGCUCCCCUUCACAUUAGCAGAAUCACGAGGAGAUGAAAAAAACGGAUCUAACACAUCCGGUUGAUCGCAUUGCAAAUCAAUUUGGUUUCUUGCUUCGUUAUGAGCUACGCACCUUCGCCGUGAUUUUGCGGAUGUCGGAGCACGACGUGAACGUUUAGUCAGCUACGAAGCUAUUCGAGACGAUUAAUGAUGCUGGAGGACGGAAGUAAUUCUUGACACAAUGUUGAGCACAGCAUUACAAAAAGUGCGAUUCUUGUACAAACCAUACGCAUUAGCCAUCGUUUCAAUCGGAUACGUGCUUGGAGAGCUAGGUCAUUAUUUAAUUGGUGUCACCAGCAAGGCAACUGCGGAGGAUUUGCACUACGGUGACAUUUCCUGCCAAUUAAACUCAACCAGAUAUUCCCUCGCCGAGCUUCCGGUUCAAUGCGAGGAAGCAACGAAUGCAAGUUUUUGCGAGUCCCUGGAACUGAACGGAUCCUACUACUGCGAAUGGAACUACAAUGGCCUUGGACUGGACUAUCAAAUCCUGGCUGGUCCCAGUUUUAUCGCCGUGUUCACCGUCGUUGGUGUUUGCCUGGGCAUUGCAGCUGACAAAUACAACAGAGUGAGGCUACUAACAGGUUGCACCCUGAUAUUCAGUAUUGCCAUUGUUCUAAUGGGUGCAGUGAAAGAAUACUGGCAACUAGUUAUUUUACGUAUGGUCCUAGCAGCAGGGGAGGCAGGAUGUAACCCUUUGGCAACGGGGUUACUUUCUGACUGGUUCGCAGAGGAGCAACGAGGACUUGUCAUGUCGAUAUUCAAUUGGGGAAUUUAUGGUGGUUAUGGUAUCGCGUUUCCUGUUGGACGUUAUAUACCACUUUUGAAUAUUGGAAAUUUGGGAUGGAGAGCGUGUUACUACGGAGCUGGCAUAAUCGGACUGAUCGUGGCUGUUUUUACCUUUACUCUUUCGGAACCAACGAGAAAAUCGAUCGGCGAAGAGGAAACAAACGCCGACGGGAAGAAAAUACCUGUGUGGAAAGUGAUCCUGCAGCCGAGGAUUAUACUUUUAUGCCUGGCCGCCAGCAUCAGACAUUGCGGCGGUAUGUGUUUCGCCUACAACUGUGACCUCUACUACAGGGAGUACUUUCCUGACUAUGAUCUAGGAUGGUGGUUAUUCGCCGUGACCAUAGUAAUCGGCAGCAUCGGUGUCGUGGUAGGCGGAGUAGUCAGCGACAAAUUCGUAGCAAAAAUGGGCAUCAGAUCUCGAGUGGCGUGUUUAGCCAUAAGUCAAAUAAUCGCGACGCCAUUUGCAUUUGGUUCAGUGUAUUUCAAUCCUCUGUGGGCGAUGAUCACUCUCGGUAUUUCUUAUUUCUUUGCCGAGAUGUGGUUCGGAAUCGUGUUUGCGGUAGUCGUGGAAAUAGUGCCGCUGCAUUUGAGGUCGACCACGAUUGGCGCCUUUUUGUUCGUAAUGAACAAUAUCGGUGGAAACUUGCCAAUAUUGGUCGAGCCGACCAGAAUGGCCAUCGGUUUUCGAGGGUCCCUGUAUAUUUUCUAUGCUGGCUUUUAUGGCAUUAGUUCCAUAAUGUUCUUCUUGACGAUGUUCCUAAUGGAGGGCGCUAAAGGAGAAUCAAAGAAUACAGAAUCCGUGAUCAAUGCCAAACCAGAGUUUGGAUACGAUAAUACCACGUUCACAACUGACGAUGGACGUGUUCCAACCAUAGAACUUCCACGACUGUACCCACCACCUCCACAUCGUUUCGAGAAUUCUAGGUUAUAAGUUAGGAGAAUACCAUUUCCAACAAUCGCAUGUAAAUAGCAAUUUAUCCAUGCAAAUCUAUCCAUGACAGCAAAUUCAAUUCUUCUCAACUACGUUUUUAAAACAAUUUUUUAUAUACUGUACGCUGUUAGUUAAAACUGAAAGAAAUCCUGAUGUUCCGUGGAUCAAGAAUUGUGAACCCCCGAUAUAAUCAAUACCUGAUAAAUCACUUAUUUAACUAUAUAGAAUGUUUAUUAGGUUGUAUUUUAGCAACUGUAAAAUUUGAUUUAAGAUAUUAUAAUUGUUAUGUAAAAUACAGAGUUUAAUGAUCAUUUUUGCUAAAGAAAAAUAAGAUUUAAUAAAUUAUACAAGGACCGGGGUUCACACGAGCGAUUCUCAAACGUUGUACAAUUUUCUGACAUAAAAAAACGUAAAGUACAAUUAUUUUGUAUAAAACCUCGUAAUUUAAUAUUGAAGAAUAAUAAAUUGUAAUUGUGAUUGGUAAAGGCGAAUCGAUAAGUCAAUAUUAUUGUUAUCGUAUAUUAAAAACAGCCUGUUUAUACAUGUACAUGUGUCUUCGCAGAUAUACAAAAAUAUACGUUCGAACAAAUAGUCUCAUCAACGUAAUCCUAGCGAGAUUGUAAAACUCUUCGACAGCCAUAAUACUGGCACUAUUUGAGACACUUUAGUUUAAUUUGUUACCCCGCUAUGUCUUGAUGAGGACUACAUUACUCACACAUACACACACAAGACGCAUCCACUGUGUAACAUGUGAUACACAAUAAAAUCGAUACCAAGAUUCAUCAUCAAAUCACGACGUAUAUGUACAGAUUAUUUAAUAUAAAUAAAAAAAGAAAAAGUAUCCUUUAUUUGUAAUGUACAAAAUAGAUAGCGAUGGAGGAGGAAGAUGAUAGCAUCCUUGACACUUCAAGGUACAAGAUCUGUCAUGAAAGAUACGUUGUGUACAUAUUUACAUUAUUCGACAUACUUGUAAAAAAAAAUACUUUGAUAGGUAUGUAUCAAUAAAUAGCUUAUUCAAGUGUUGCUAUGUUGAAAGUUAGUCUCGUGGUUGUUCGUACGAUUAUACACGUCGUUUCAAAAAACGUACACCAUACAAAAAGUUGUAAAUUCUUUAUAUUAAACAAAAAUGUAUCAAAUUAUAAAAUAUGUAGGAUGUUUCAUUUUUGAGUCCUUCUAUAACACAGUAUUUUAGUCCUUACAAUUAUUAAAAAAUAAUGAUAUAGAUUUUUUAAAUAACUACAAAAACUUUCAUGGAAACAUGAAAAUUUACUUCUCACUCUAAUGGCUGUUCCAAGAGUGGUGCCUCAAAAAUGAAACGCCCAGUGUCCAACAGCUUAUAUCUAUAAAACAAACGACAGACGGUAAAAGAUCUUUCGAUUUCGUUUAAUACAAAGUAUCCACACCAGAAGUUUCAGUGGUGCACAUUAUUUUUGAGACGACCUGUAUAAUUCCGUUGCUCCAUAAAUGCUACGGUGCAAAACUGAUAUCACCGCAAAAACAGCCUCAUCGACAUCGACUAAUAAACCUAACGGAUAUGUAAUUUAAUACUAAUCAAGUUUCAUCGAAAAAAGUAUAAGCUUGUUUCACACAAAAUUAAUCUGUGUAUUAAAAAGAAACAAGAACCGUAAGUAUAUAAUCGCACAACCACUUUUUGUUUGCUGUUCCUUAUUAACAGACCUGACAAACGAGCUAUUUAACAUUCAUCUGAGUGUCAUCGUGUUUUAUACCUAAUUAAAUUGUCAUGUUCGCGCGUGCAGAAAAAGAUAAUGAUCUUUGGAGGCAAUUCGUCUUCGCAUCUGUUUGUUUAACGACUCAGUUUUGACCGGUUCAUUUGCUUGUUAACGAUGAACAAGGUGAAACUGAAUGGUCGCGCACUUUGCAAAUGCAAAAACACAGACUUGGCAGCCACUCUCUUUGUCUCUGUCAAUGGAAUCAGAGUCAAAGACUGUCUGCCAUCGGUUCAAAUGCAUCUGAAAAUAGUUGUGACGUCCGCUAAGAUCACAAAAGUGACCUUCAGUAGAUUUGGUUACAAUGAUUGUAACCGAAAUAUCGUGGCCAGAUAACUAUCUUCUCCUAUCAAACUUUUUCUCGUUCAAAUAAUAAAUAGUUGAUUUUUGGAUACAGAGUGCAUCUUUGGUACUUAAUUUUUUAACAAACCGUACAUUAAAGGACAAUUAAGUAUCAUAAAGAUCUUUUAAAAAAAAA
This is a messenger RNA of Megachile rotundata (alfalfa leafcutting bee), 4992 nucleotides long. RefSeq names its product hexuronate transporter. The record is from RefSeq and is a predicted model, not a curated record. Gene Ontology annotation, biological process: transmembrane transport. Lineage: Eukaryota; Metazoa; Arthropoda; Insecta; Hymenoptera; Megachilidae. Gene Ontology annotation, cellular component: membrane. Gene Ontology annotation, molecular function: transmembrane transporter activity.